Amborella trichopoda is the source of this 1181-nucleotide messenger RNA. It is a transcript of the gene CXIP2, whose product is annotated as CAX-interacting protein 2. Gene Ontology annotation, cellular component: mitochondrial matrix. The record is from RefSeq and is a predicted model, not a curated record. NCBI's taxonomy places the organism in Eukaryota, Viridiplantae, Streptophyta, Magnoliopsida, Amborellales, Amborellaceae.
UGUGGGCUUUUUUUUUUUUAAUAUUUUUCCUGGUUCAACCUUCACUCUACCUCCCAUGGACGAGCCUCAGAAAAUCAUGGCUACUGCGCUCAGAGCACCUCUCUGCUCUCGACUGAUCCCUUCUCUCAAAUCUUACUCUCUCUCCUCUGCAUCACCCCAAGCUCUUCAUUUCAAUCUUCUUUCAAAGCCUCUUUCUCUCUCUUCACCCCAUGCUUCAUCCAAGCUAAGAAAGCGUGCUUCUCUCACUCUGGUUUUCUCUCUCCAAAAACUCUCCGAGACCCAGGCCUUCCCUGUUUCCGGUGAAGAGGGAGAAUUUUUAGGAAAAUUCCCCUCUGAUUCUGGUGUGUAUGCAGUGUUUGAUAAGGAUUCACACCUUCAGUUCAUUGGAAUCUCUCGUAGUAUCGCUGCUAGUGUUGCUGCUCACAAGAAAGCUCUUCCAGAGCUCUGUUUUUCUGUAAAGUUUGGUGUGGUGGAUGACCCAGACCGUGCUGCUUUAACUAAUGCUUGGAAGUCAUGGAUGGAAGAGCGCAUCUCAUCAGUUGGCAAAGUACCUCCUGGUAAUGAGUCUGGCAACACGACAUGGGUUCGAAGGCCUCGACAAAAACCAGACUUGCGAUUGACACCUGGUCGCCAUGUUCAAUUGACAGUCCCAUUGGAGGAGCUUAUCGACCAAUUGGUUAAAGAAAAUGAGGUGGUGGUUUUCAUAAAAGGGUCUAGAUCUUCUCCUCUGUGUGGGUUCUCACAAAGAGUAGUGGGCAUAUUGAAUGAGGCCGGGGUGGAUUAUGAGUCAGUGGAUGUGCUCGACGAGGAGUACAAUUCAGGGCUUAGGGAGACACUGAAGAUGUAUAGCAAUUGGCCAACUUUCCCACAAGUGUUUGUGAAAGGGGAAUUGGUUGGAGGUGCUGAUAUCCUCUCAUCCAUGGCUGAUAAUGGUUCACUAGCACAGCUUUUCCGGAGAUAGCUUUUGCAGGUGCUGCUUCCAAUUUUGUGUUGGUAUGGUGGUUUAGGAUGUGUUUUACCUUUGUAUGCUUAUUCCAACUUUGUUUAUGUAAUAUUGCCCUUCCCAACAUAUGUUAUGGCAUAAAAAGCUUCCUCUCUGGAAUGAUUUUUGGUUGCUUCUUGUACUCUAUCACUAAAUAUAUGUUUGCAUAAAUGGAGAUGUGUAUGUAGAUGUGUGUAUA